AUGGCAACAGUGGAAAAGAUAAGUUACAGUUGCUGCUAUUUAAGUCGAAGAUUAAAUCAGCUAUCAAGCCAUGAUCCGUUGUGGAAAAGACAAUGCAAGAAAUACUGGCUUAUUUCAGAAGAGGAAAAAAGUCAACGAAAUCAGAGCUGGAAAGCCAUCUUCAUCAGUACCUACUCUGACCUAGGAAGAUACAUCCGGUACUAUGCUACAUUGAAAAAAGCCUGGGAUGACCUAGAGAAAUACUUAGGACAGCGGUGUCCUCGGAUGAUUGGGUCUUUGAAAGAGAGUGUGCGGGAGGAAGAUCUAGAUGCUGUGGAAGCACAAAUAGGUUGCAAACUCCCUGAUGACUAUCGAUGUUCAUUUCGUAUUCAUAACGGACAGAAGCUAGUUGUUCCUGGUUUGAUGGGAAGCAUGGCACUGUCGAACCACUACCGCUCUGAAGACUUGUUGGAUAUCGACACAGCGGCUGGAGGUUUUCAGCAGAGGCUAGGUCUGAAACAAUGCCUUCCUCUUACUUUUUGCAUUCAUACUGGCCUGAGUCAAUACAUGGCCCUGGAGAGCGUGGAGGGACGAAAUAAAUACGAGAUCUUCUAUCAAUGUCCAGACCAAAUGGCUCGCAAUCCAUCUGCUAUUGAUAUGUUCAUUACAGGUACAUCUUACUUGGAAUGGUUUACAUCCUAUGUAAACAAAGUUGUAACUGGUGGUUAUCCUAUCAUCAGAGACCAGAUUUUCAGGUAUGUGCAUGAUAAAGAAUGUGUUGCUACCACAGGAGAUAUUACUGUUUCUGUGUCCACGUCUUUUCUACCUGAACUCAGUUCUGUGCAUCCGCCACAUUAUUUCUUCACUUACAGAAUCAGAAUUGAAAUGUCCAAAGAUGCUCUUCCUGAGAAGGCCUGUCAGCUGGACAGUCGAUACUGGAAAAUAACAAAUGCCAAAGGUGAUGUAGAAGAAGUUCAGGGUCCUGGAGUAGUUGGGGAGUUUCCAAUUAUCAGUCCAGGGAGAGUCUAUGAAUAUACCAGCUGUACUACAUUUUCCACAACAUCUGGAUAUAUGGAGGGGCAUUACACCUUCCAUUGCCUCUACUACAAGGAAAAAUUCUUUAAUGUCACAAUUCCCAGAUUUCAUAUGGUGUGUCCAACAUUCAAGGUGUCUACGGCGCGAAUGGAAACAAAUCAUAAUGAAUAUGCAGUGGAUGAAGACGAAGAUUCCACAGACACUGAUGACUAUGAAGAUCGACGUAGAGUGUUGGACAUUUCUGCACCUUCUGGACAGUGCCCACGUCAUACCUGAUGGGAUUUUUUUCCAAACAAAAUAAACUGUUUUCAGAAGCUGAACUCUUUGGGGCUAGUGCAUAAGAGUAUUUCUGACUAUUGUAAAUGAAAUUUUUGUUGCACAUCAGGGCAACUAGCAUGAACGUUGGUGCCAGUUCUAAUAUUCAUCAGAGUAUAACUUUUGUUUUUUCCUGGUUUGGAAGUGGGGAGGGGG
Messenger RNA from Pelecanus crispus (Dalmatian pelican), 1485 nucleotides. Lineage: Eukaryota; Metazoa; Chordata; Aves; Pelecaniformes; Pelecanidae. The record is from RefSeq and is a predicted model, not a curated record.